This is a messenger RNA of Geodia barretti, 463 nucleotides long. The record is from the annotation of a GenBank genome assembly. Lineage: Eukaryota; Metazoa; Porifera; Demospongiae; Tetractinellida; Geodiidae.
GCGCAUGCGUAUGCGGGCUAGAGAACUUUGGAUGAUGGAGGAAAGUUCUCGGAGUCGUAAUCAAGAGAAAGUAAAGCACACUGGAGGAUGUCACUGUGGGGCAGUCAGGUUUGAAGUCUGGGCUCCAGCCACUCUGGAUGUGAUCGAGUGCAACUGCAGUAUAUGCUACAUGAAACGUAAUGCUCACUUCAUAGUUCCAGAAAAAGAUUUCAAGCUUUUGAAGGGAGCCGACUCUCUGACCUGCUAUAUGUACAACACCCACCAAGCCAAGCACACCUUUUGUCGUGUGUGUGGCGUGCAGAGUUUCUACACACCUCGCUCUAACCCAGACGGCAGGGCAGUAACCAUUUACUGCAUUGAUCCAGGCACUGUUGUGGCCACCACUGUCACCGCUUAUGACGGAAGGAACUGGGAGGCAGCUAUGAGUGCUAACCCUUCAAUCAAGGAUCGUUCUAAACCAUAA